Messenger RNA from Epithele typhae, 657 nucleotides. Its product is annotated as small GTPase. The transcript has 5 exons. Gene Ontology annotation, molecular function: GTP binding; GTPase activity. Bases 1 to 657 code for a protein of 218 amino acids. NCBI's taxonomy places the organism in Eukaryota, Fungi, Basidiomycota, Agaricomycetes, Polyporales, Epitheliaceae. The record is from RefSeq and is a predicted model, not a curated record.
AUGUCCGCGACCGCCGCACAGGCUUCCCCGACGUCCGCCGGUCCCAGCAGACAGAAUAGCGAGAAUGGCUCGGACCAGAACAGCGUCGUCAUCAAGGUCGGCAUGCUCGGAGACUCGCAGAUAGGGAAGACGAGUCUCAUGGUGAAAUAUGUCGAGGGCCACUUCGAUGAGGACUACAUCCAGACGCUAGGCGUCAACUUCAUGGAGAAGACCAUCACCGUCCGGCGAACAUCAAUCACCUUCUCGCUAUGGGACUUGGGCGGACAGCGAGAGUUCGUGAACAUGCUUCCACUCGUGUGCAAUGACGCGGUGGCAAUCCUGUUUAUGUUCGACCUCUCCCGGAAGUCAACACUGAACUCUGUGAAGGAGUGGUAUCGGCAAGCACGAGGUUUUAACAAGACCGCCAUACCAUUCCUGAUCGGCACGAAAUUCGACACGUUUUCAACGUUCCCUCGAGACGAGCAAGAAGAGAUCACGAAGCAGGCGAAACGCUUUGCAAAAGCGAUGCAUGCCUCGUUAAUCUUCUGCUCGACAUCAGCGUCAAUAAACGUGCAGAAGAUCUUCAAGAUCGUGCUGGCCAAAGCGUUCGACCUGAAAUGUGUUAUUCCAGAGAUCGACGGGGUGGGCGAGCCGGUGUUGAUGUACGUCGACGUAUAA